AUGGGCAAAUUUCCUGUUGGGCAUCCGAAAAUUUAUGUAGGAGAUGAGUGUAAGGGUUUAGCUGGUCCAAAUUAUACGAAUUUGAAACAAAUUGAUGGUUUGAUCAGAUGUCAUGUAAUUCCACCUCGCAAUUUAUACCAUCCAGUGCUACCAGUGCGAAUGCAUGGGAAACUCAUGUUUCCACUGUGUCACGCGUAUUGCAAGUCUAUGAGCCAAAGCAAUUGUACUGAUGAAGAUGCACCGCGUGAGUUGGAAGGAACAUGGGUAGCGGAUGAGUUAAAUAAAUCCAUCGAACUAAACUAUAGAGUGACAGAUAUUUCCGAGAUAUGGGAAUAUCAGGUUACGCAGUACGAUACAAAAACACGUAAAGGUGCAUUAUUCGUGGCUUAUGUAAACACCUUUUUAAAAAUUAAGCAUGAAUCUAGUGGUUGGCCGAGUGAGUGCCUUGACGAGGCGUCAAAAGAAAAUUAUCUUCGCGAGCAUGUCACGGUUGAGGGUAUAGAGUUAGACCGUGAAAUGGUUUUUAAAAAUCGAGGUUUACGAUCCGUUGGAAAACUCUGUCUCAACUCAUUUUGGGGUAAAUUCGGUCAAAGAGCGAAUUUACCACAUACAAACGUUGUUGAAGAACGUAGACGAUUGUUGGAGUUGUUGACUAACCCAGAGUUGGAACUCCAUGAUAUUACAACCGUCAAUGAUGAUGUUUUAUACGCCACCCGGUCGUAUAAAGACGAGGCAGGUGUGGCAUCACCCUAUACAAAUGUAGUCAUAGCAGCUUAUACCACUGCUCAAGCUCGACCAAAGCUUUUUGACUACUUGUAUCAGUUGGAUCGACCCGUUUUCUACUACGAUACGGAUUCGAGCAUUUAUAUAUGCCAUACAAAUUUACCAGAAUACAAUCCAUCAUUGGGUCGAUUAUUGGGUCAAAUGACGGAUGAGUUGGAGGUGUAUGGCAAAGGUAGUUAUAUUGACACUUUUGUAUCUGGUGGUCCUAAGUUUUAUGCCUAUAGCGUGACCUUUCCAGAUAGAAAAAGUCAUCAGGUUUGCAAACUUAAGGGAAUAACUUUAAAUUAUAAAAAUUUACAAGUAUGCAAUUUUGAAACCAUCCGGGAAAUGGUAGUCAGCAAUGCUCCUCCUAUUUCAAUCUCUUUUAGAGCAAUUCGCCGAUCAAAAUUCCAUGAUGUCAUGACAAGGACGGAGAAAAAACCGUGUAAACCGGUACAUUGUAAGAGAAGAUUCUUUGAAAAUUACGAAUCUUUACCUUACGGAUAUGAUGUAGAGGGGGAAAACAUGGAACAUAGGAAAUAG
This is a messenger RNA of Belonocnema kinseyi, 1305 nucleotides long. RefSeq lists its product as uncharacterized. The coding region runs from base 1 to 1305 and encodes 434 amino acids. The transcript has a single exon. NCBI's taxonomy places the organism in Eukaryota, Metazoa, Arthropoda, Insecta, Hymenoptera, Cynipidae. The record is from RefSeq and is a predicted model, not a curated record.